This is a messenger RNA of Spirometra erinaceieuropaei, 6824 nucleotides long. The record is from the annotation of a GenBank genome assembly. Lineage: Eukaryota; Metazoa; Platyhelminthes; Cestoda; Diphyllobothriidea; Diphyllobothriidae.
AUGGAGGAGGAAGAAAAUAACCAGCUGGCAUUCCUUGAUGUCCUCGUCUGUCGCAAAGAUUUUGGUGACCUAAAGACCAAAGUUUUCAGAAAAAGCGACGAACACGACGCUAAUACUGAACUUCAACAGCAACCACCCAAUCAUCCACAAACGCAGUUGCGUAAGAACGCUAUAUCGGCGUGUUGAGACGCACUGCAGUGAACCGGAGGACAAGGUUGUCGAAUCCUAAUAUCUUCGACGGGUUUUCAAAAAAAUGGUUACCCGCGCAACUUCGUCAAUCGGUGAAUGCGCAAACGAGACGAGCGAAAAAAUCGUGUCGACCCCAAAUUCUGGCAAGCGAUCCCGUACACCAAGAACGUCUCCGAGACCGUUAGUAGCCUUUUCGCAUCACUUGGGGUUGGAGUUGCACACAGACCGGAGGCCACCAUAAGGCUUCAGGUGGUGAGACCAAAAAGCCCACUGCCACAGCAAGAAACAUCUGGAGUUGUUUACCGGAUCUGGUGCAGAUGGGGACAAAGCAACUACUUCGGAGAAACUAGAAGACUUCCGGACGCGAAUUGCCCAACACGCGGCAGCGGUACAGAGAAAUGACGCCAACUCUCAGGUCGCGACCCAUUCAACGAGACCUGGCCACACAGUCAAGUUCGAUAUGGCCGAAAUUCUCGCGAGAGGGGAUAAUCGCGUGAGCCGCAAAUUGCUUGCAUCCUAUAAAUACUACAACUUCCUGUGCACGAAUCACCCGCAUCUGUCAUUGUCUCUGAUGAUGGGUCCAAGCGAGAGCCCGAAACGUCAGGCGAAUAAAGCCCUUGUUCCAGCGAUCGUUUCUACUUCCUAUCAACUAGGUCCUGGAACUCGCAUCUUUGCUUCUAUCGGCAGCUUAGCAGUGCCUCCAAGGCAGUAGGCGCUCAAUGAGCCGUGAAAGGUUGGAUUAUUAACCUGCCACCUACUCGCCUAAAGUAUGUAUAGACUUACAGUUAGUGACCUAUCUCAUGAUAUGUUGGCCGAGAUUCUGAAAUGCGUUUUAGAUUAGGAAGGAUUACUACGGUGGAGCUGUAGUACUGAUUAUCAUGCGGCAUAAUCCCAUAAUGUUCCGGACUCGUCGGGAUAGUGGCUUUUGGCAACACUUCCUUUUGACCUGUAGAUCCACAGUCUGCAAAAUAUAAUUACUUAAUUAGUACGCAAUUUGCACAUUGAUUUCGAUGGUCUAAUAAACUCAAGUAUAUAUUUAUCGAAAACAUAUGCAAAAUAUGUUUUCCCAUACUCAUUUGGUAGGAAAUCAUGUCUUCUUUAUAUAUUCUAUUCGAAGAAAGGGUGUAUUUGGGUUUUGAAAAGUCCUCUUAUCCCCGAAUAACUUCGAGCCAAAUCAGCCGUUGCCUUAUCGUGUAGCGAUUUCAGUCUGCAAGGUGUAUACUUGCUUCAUUGAGAAAAUCACAUAUUCCUCCGUGCCUUUGAGAAGGAAUCGUGUGGUGUUCAUGAAAUUUUGCAAUAGGUACAGACUGUGUCGUAGGCUUUUUGAGCAGCAUUAAUAAACGGGCAUAUAGGAUGCUGUAUGAAUCGACAUUUCACAGACUUGAAAAAUUUCCUGAUUGGAAGCUUUUUGAAACCGAAAGGUACUUUUUCUUCAGGUAUAAAAUACGAAAAAGACGUGAUUUGUCACCGAACGAGUAAAAGAGCAGAAUAUUUUCACUUGAUGUGAUCCCGACCGGUCUUUAAUAAAAAAUAUUAUCAUCAUUAUUAUUAAUAACGAAAAUCCUAUCGAGCGUGUUCGAUCAAUCUUUCGUGAGUUUUGUGGAAUACCAAGUAUUCGGCCAAGGAAUCGAAGAAUGCAGUAUAACGGAAACGGUUGAAGUACACUCCGUAUAUAAUUACGAACAUUUUGUAGAGAUCUGGAAUCUAACCGUUCUCUCUAAGGCUUACAACAUAUACCAAUAAUAAAUCAUUUUCGGGCCAUUUUGCGGAGUAGCUCCGUCACUCUGUUUGGAUAGUCGAGGGACCAACAACCUCCAAUCACGACACGCCUUACGUGUUUACCGAUCCAAUAGGCCUGGGUUCAAGCUCCAGUUUUGCCGGCACCCGGAACUAUGGGAUCAUCGGCUGACGACUGCAAAUAGGUCGACAAUAGUUAUUAUAGUUUUCCCUGUCCUUAUCGGAAACACUAGUCGAUUGUCGAAUUCUAGUCGCCAUGAGGCCGCCUGCGUGGAAUCUAAAUCCGAAACUCCAAGAUAAAACGAAAAUGCCCAUUUCUCUCCUAUAAUCAGGACGCAUCGACAAGUGCCACCCGGAUGGGAUAUUGCAUGUAUCCAUUUGAAGCCGACAGGAUGCAAGCCCGGUCUCACAGGCGAACCCGGUAGAACGCCGGUAUCGUAGGUGAACUCGGGGAUUCCCCUGAGGCGUGUCAGCUCACGGUUUCAGGGGAUCACUGGUGGAUGAAGCAAAGCAAGUCAGAAAUGGCCAUGGCAAUCACCACUGACUUUGUCAACAGCAAUUCUCUGUCAAGGUUAUCAUGUCGAAAACGGAUCGAUAUCCUGUCUUCCCUGUGAACGAGUUCAUAUGACUGUUUACUGUUACACAGACUUCUGCUUUUCCGCCUUUGCUUAAGAAAUCCGCAUUGUCCGACGGAAAUUAAAGCGACAACUCCCCGCGAAGCAUUUACACAACUUUUGGAGUCUUUAGGCCUUUUCAGUCGGGGCUGGAAUUUGCCUACCGUAGAUCGAGCUUUGUUGCACGCAUACUGCUUACAAUGCUUUCCAGUUUGAAAUUCUGGAAGGAAAUAUUCGAAAGACAGUUUCAUCUUUUUACUCAAAUUAUCCUCAUUUCUCUUCAAGUACCUGAAUGCAGGAGGACCUAACAGUUCCUCGCUAUGGAAAAUAUGAUUAUGUAUCGACACCCCUUCCCUUAUAUUCUCACACUCUUAAUCGCCAGUCAUAUUCUGCCGGUCCGAAAAGUGGUCCUUUGAAUUCCCUGACAAACGUUCUCGGUUGGAAAUGAAGGCCCUCUCCUCAGGAAUAAGUGGGAAAGCAGAAGGUAUGACGAAUUAGUGGUCCUCUGUUGUCGAACAUGCACAGCGGACCCUGGUAUGCGCGUCCCACCACAUAACCGAACAUGAAUGGGUACGAGAGUCUAGCUUUGAGUCCGCUCGAACAUGGGUGUGGAUCAGUAACCAAAGGCUCAACGCAUAGAUCAGGCUUGUGAGUGGACACAGUCACAUAAGAUAUCUCCGUCGUUUACCGAUUCCCAGUCACAGAAGAAAACGUCCGGACCGACUUAUCCUGUGAUAUGCAUGGUUGAGUUCAUGCUACAGCAGCGUGGCUUGAACGAAUGAAUACUCGCACCGAAUACUACACCUGGGCUAAUAGGGCCCUACAGAUGCUACGCAAUCGUAGUAAGUAGCGAUUAUUAUUUAUUCUUUGAUGCAAACUGCGGACAUACGAAGACUGAACGGCCAUCCCAAGGCGUAAAUCUGUUUGGUUAUGUGAGCUUUGUAUUUCCAUAGUCUGUACUGAAUAAAGGAGGACAAUUGCCACGCCUUUAAAUACGAAGAGUAGACUUACUCAGUAAUUCAUGGGGAUGGCGAUUCAAUUCCUUCACUGGGAGCAACAUGGACAAGCGGAAGAAGUCAUCUAUUUAUCCAUUAUAGUACUACUGUAAUAGCUAUGAGUGCUUCGAGUUGACAAUGUCUUGCCUCCUAGUCCAUACUCUCUUUAACUCUUCAAAAAGAAACUGAUAUCUGCUUGAUCGUUUGACUCACUCGAUAGCCGGAGUUCAGACAUGCUUAACCGGUUUCGGUGUCACAAUGAUGGACUGAAGGAACAACGCGAACGUCCUCAACACCGCCAUCACAUGGAGGCCAAAGUCCUGUCGCGUGCGAAGAUGGUGGGAACUGUUGGAAGGAGUGAUAUGACCUUCCUCACAACUGGCCAGGAACACUCAGCCAUGCAUCUCGUUGAAAAAACCUUUCCCUUCUGGUCGAUCAAGUUUCGUCCAAACGGUCAUCACGGGAAUUGACAUAUCCUGUUUCUUCUUUGGCUUUGUUCCUACGAAGAGGUCUGGAAUUGAGCAGGUGAUAUCGCUCUUAAACUCGAACAGCGCCGUACGUCAUCAAGUCGUAUUGACGAAGCAAAUGCUGCAAGCAGUGUCUGCCAAGCCUAUUUAAGGCAUCGCAAGAAGGUUUAUUGUGGGAAGAUCCAUGCGGUCGGAGAGAUUAUAUUGCUUCGCGCGUUCUUGAGGCGCCUCAAUCAUCAGACCAAGCCCCGACUGUCAGAAGAAGAUGGAAGACACCAGAAUGUGUACAGAACUCAGAGUUGCUGUCGCAAGCGGAAGCGGCUAUAAACAGGACCAGGGCUUGUGUUGACGGUACCCCUAAAACGGGCCACGCGGUAGAUGCAUAUAGAAAUGUAUGAUUUUCAGUACAAGGAAAAUAUACAGUUUGUAGUUUUGAAACCCUCACUGUUAGUGUAACGGCAGGUUCGGUCAAAAAUUAGUCGGGAAUUGGAAACAUUUUUCAAAAUCGAAUCGUACCAUUUGUUCAAGUAUCAAGUUUGAAGGAGAUAUAAUUUCCGACGAAGUGAUUAAAAAAUGAAUAUUUUUAUGGAUUUUUUCUAUGAGAUAUAUUUGAAUAUAUUAGGGCAUCAAAAGCCAAUGAGAAAAAUGCAUGCUACAUAAGUAGUCAUUUUUUUUACAGGGUUUGGUUUUUACAGGAUGUCGGAAAGAAGUUCAUUCAAAAGCUGGCAUCAGGAAGUAAUUUAAUUAUCAUGGGACUGUGCUGCAUGACGCUUAGUGUUACAACCCUCCUUAAGUAGUCUUUCCGAGUCGAAAAGGGUUUUCAGGAUUUCGGCUAACAUUUCCUCAGUUAGAGCAUCUACUAUAGGUGCUGCUUUUCGUCCUGUCAGCCACCUGCACCCUCUCCCGCCUCCGAUCUUCUUGCCUUGACCAUGAUACCGAGUCCAGAUAGAGGCUGAGGAGAGAUUGCGGUAGAUGUUGCGUAAGCCUACUACCACUAUGGAUUAAAUCAUGCGAAAGUCAUCGUCCUUGCUCUCACCCUACUAUGGAGCACACGGUGGAGAUCGUCAGUCACGACCGGCGAAUGGUUGUGUGUGUGUGUGUGUGUUUUGAGCCCCUGUGGAGGUACAGUAGGUGGGCUAACUCAUGAAAUGUCAACCGAAAUUCCGAAAUGCGUUUUCGUUUCGAAAAAAUUAAUUAAGUAGGAUUGGAAAACUAAUCACUAAGCAGAAUAAUUCUAUAAUAAUUCAGUUACACCAGGAUGCUGGCUUUCGAACUAACUUCUUUCUGGCAGCAUGCAAAACUAUACUCUGAAAAAAAUUAUUACUUAUUUAGCAUACAUUUUUCUUAUUGAUUUUCGAUACCCUUAAAUAUUCAAUUAUAUUUCAUGGAAACCAUGCUUAAAAUAUUCAUUUUUCUACUCAUUCGGUAGACAGUUACGUCCUCUUCCAAUUUUAUACUCAAGAAAAAAUCUAAUUCGGUUUUCAAAAAGUUUUCCGAUUCCCGAAUAAUUCUGAACCGACCUGCCGUUACACUCGCAUUCAGGGUUUCAAAACUACAAGCCGUAUAUUUUCCGUGUAUGGUAUUAAGUGGACACCAUAUGGGGUUCAUAAAUUAAGCAGUGGAUUUGAGUCAUGUUGUCAACUUUACGAGACAGAAGUCAGUUGAGUAGCUGCAGAUAAGCGCGUCUGGGUCAAGGUGGUGUCGUUUGCAGCAGGAGCUUUUGCGGUGAAACUGAGUGCCCUUAAACUUUUGAAGUCCCGAAGCAAAUAAUGUGAUUAUGACAGUCGGUCACAGCUCCCAGACAGACGGAUAGGGUCAGUACAAGGUGACCGGGCAUUGGCCUUUUCAUAAAAAAGGACUUCUCUAUGUCCAGUUAAGGACGACAUUUUGUGAUGGUUAUGCCCAGUUCUUGCGUUUAUGGCCAGAAGGAGGGUCAUAUGGCCGACUACUUCAUACAGUAAUGGCGCGGAAAAGGGAACACCGAAGAGUGGACUAGCCUGCUCGAAAAUUCGUUCGCUAUUUAAAAUGCCAAAAACCUUACCUCUGUCCAGUAACCGACCGCCAUAACUGCGCCUCCCGUCGUCUUUGUUCAAAACCUCGCUGCGUCAAGGUUACUAGGCCUUCGUAAAUUGUCUGACCGACACAAGUGCGAACGCACGCAUGCGCACCCUGGCAACCUGCUUGUCUCAUGUAAUCCAAAUUCCACUUGGACACUCGACACUUGAAUUGCCCAUCCUCCCUCGGUAAUUCAACCGUCGAUAACACCGGCUGCACAACAAGUGCAUGCAGCACCGGAGACUUGUGCCUGAAUUUUUUUAUAGUGAAGGGAACAGACUGGCGCGUAGUCUACCGCACUCUCUAUCCUUUUACCAUGCUUGCUCCGAUGGCAAGACGAUGUAUGGAGGUGGAUCCUGAGCCACCCAAAGUGGCCUCGCGGCUGACCCAACACGGGGUCUACAUUGGAUUCUGGCAAGCUUUAUCGGGAAUGUGCGCCAUAACAAAUACCAACACGCUGGGUGCAGAGCUCGGUCCAGCUACCGAUCCACGUCGCGCCAACUGGGAUCCCUACCGUCCCCCAUUGUUGUUGUUGGUUAAAAUCCUGGUCCAGUGUUUGUUGUGGACUAGUGUGUGUGGAGUGGUACGCCUAGGUGCGGGUCCGGCCGCGCCGUCCACUUGCGCCCUCCCUCGCCUCCGGUCUUCUUAACUAGGUUUUGACACCAGGUCCAGGUGGGGAAGAGGAGGAGGAGGAGGAGGAGGAGGAGGAGGAGGAGGAGGGAAGAGUGCGGCAGAUUCAGCGCCAGUCUACUCUCACCAUAAACUAA